Frieseomelitta varia is the source of this 3518-nucleotide messenger RNA. RefSeq lists its product as uncharacterized. The record is from RefSeq and is a predicted model, not a curated record. NCBI's taxonomy places the organism in Eukaryota, Metazoa, Arthropoda, Insecta, Hymenoptera, Apidae. Bases 168 to 2501 code for a protein of 777 amino acids. The transcript has 14 exons.
AAAAAACUAGAUAUUUCUACUUACUACUAUCUUAUCAAAUAUUAAAUAGAGGAAGAUUUUUUUUGAUUUGUACAUGACAGUGAAUCAUUCUAAAGAUUCGAGUAGAUAUGGACAUCAAAGAGUAAACGUUAAAUUUUUAAUAACACAGAUUUCUAUAUAAUUUAAACAUGGCGUUUGUUAAAAUUAUUCUAUUGAUCAUAUCCUGCGAAUUGCAGUUGAUAUGGUCGCAAACAAGUGUACCCAAAUCACUUAGAGAAUGUUAUAGAAACAAUGCAACAUUCAAUGCUCAACAUCCGCUGAACUUGCGUGUAUUAGUGGACAUUAUACAGAAGAUGGAAAAGGAGUCCUAUUCAACAAUAGACAUGAGACUAAUGGCUUCAUCAAUAUUACACAGAUUCAAAUUUGAUGGUAUUGAAUACCAACAGAAUAUUCAAGUCACAGAAGAUGUGCUUCCAUUCAGUGGUACAGGAUCGCAAUAUAUUAAAUACAAAUUGAUAGAGGAAUUAGUUCCAGGCAAUGCAAACGCAUUACCGGUUCAUAUACUUUCACAGGAAGAGCAAUGUAUGCUUCAUCAGGCUAUUUCAAACACAGUUUUGAAACCUAACAAUGAAAACAAAUCAUGUGGUCAUACUAUAGAAAAAUUAAUGGGAAAUACUGCGUUUACUGACAUGUGGAACUGUCCAAGACAACAAGGAGUGAUUCUAACUCCGUACGGUACCAUUACUCCUGGAACAAUUAUAGCAGCAAUUGCUGCAUGUCUCCAACAUCAGAAUGUUGCUGCAAAUCAAUUAAUUGCAAGUUCGGAAACACCUCCUUUAGAAAUGAAUUCUACAAACACGUACAACGAAGAGGAAGUCGAUUUUGUUUUACCAAGAAAUCAAAUGAUUCACAAACCACUCAUGUGGUAUGAUGCUUUAAUGGCUUCAUCUGUGAAAAUUGAUAAUAUAUGGUUAACAACAAUUGCAGGUGAAUUAGCGGAAAUGGUCGUGUACCAAGGUCCUUUACUAGGAAAUAACAUGGCUCUUGGUGCAACAGGAUUUUGGCAGAAUAUGAUGCGUCCAACAAUUUAUUAUCUCACAAGUUUACAUGACAAUUUUGAUGCAACUCGAGCUGAACUAAUUGGAGGCAUUGACGGAAUGAUUAUUGCAAGUUAUUUACAGACUUGGAUCCAAGAUUUCUACAGUCUUCGACUCAGUCAAAUUUUACAAAUGUAUUAUUCACAUGAAGGUGUCACCUUCAAUACAAACGUGAAAGCUUGCGACCGAGCACAAACAUUUCUAUAUGCAGUACCAAAGACCAUUCUGAAUGAACAGACCUACGCUAUAGCUCAGAUGUUAGCUUAUCGUAAAAGCAUUGCGUAUAUUUCCCCUGAAGCAUUGCAACAAAUGGUUAACAUUGCAGUUGAAAAGUUUUACACGUAUGCGAACAAUUACUUGUUCCCUGAACUACCUUGCUAUCAAGUAAACCAACCCCAAAUAGAAGCACUGAUUGUAUUCGAUGGAGCAUGGACAAUAGAAUAUACAAAAGAUUUUCUUGCGACUCUUAUGCAAGAUUUGGAUGUAUCAAUGUACGGAUCAAAAAUGGGUGUAAUACAUGGCACUUCAGGAGAAUGGCUGCUAAAUGUAACAAACAGUCCAUCAACCGCGUUUCAGGCGUUAAACAAUUUUACUAAUGCUAUGUGGCCGACAGGAUUUAAUUAUGCUCGAGUUUUGGAAACCGUAUUCGCUUAUUUGAAAAAAACGUGGGAGUACAAUGAUAAAAACAAAAUAAUUGCAAAUUUUGGUCAGGUAGUUGUGCUCUUAAUUCCGUCAGCGCACAUAUCCAAUGAUGAAAAAGAAUUGGCAACAACGUUGUUACGUCAAUUAAAAUAUAUUUAUCCAGAAGUUCAUUUUGUAUAUUACGUAUCACGGUAUAAUGAAAAUUUAUUCAAAUCGUUUAUUUUAUGGGAAGAAGACUAUAUAAUAAAUAAUUCUAACAUCGACGCAAUUACUCAAUAUGUAUCGAAAAUUCCACGAAUAUUAAGACCCAUGACAACUGCAGACGUAAAUGUAACUAAAAACAUUAUUUCCCAGUGGGAAGAUUAUGUAAGCCCUUCGAAAUCUAUCACCUACAGGAUACAUUCACAUUGGAAGCGAAAUAUGAAAAUAAUAAUAGUUACGAUUCAUACUUUUGGCUAUGGUACAAUGAAAGCCUGUUCAUGGUUAGGAUUUCAAUCUAAUGAUAGACAAAAUUUACAGUGCGCAGAAUUAUCUGGUUAUAAGGAAAUUACAUUAACUGAUCACUUUAAGUGUACCAGCACUUCAGCUUGUCCUAACUUUUAUCUUCGCAUACAAAACGUAACUUCUUUGUAUAAAUGUGCAGAAAUAGACUGUAAAACACCGGAUCAAGUGAGAUACAUAAUAAGAACAAAUCAACAAAAUGUUCAUAAUCCUGCGAAUAAAAAUAUAGCAUUGAUCUCGUUGAAUAUUUUAGCCUUAUUUGCAUUUCGAAUAUUUACGUGAACUGCACUAUGUUAUAUUUAUACUUUUUAUGAAUACUUACACAAUUUUUUUAACAUAUCAUUUGUAUGACUGUAUCGUGUAGAAAUUUAUUUAUUACUUAAAAAAAUACAAAUUUUGUUUUUACUUACAAUUGUUCAGGUAGAUCAAUAAUUGCUAUAUGCAUACUCGUACACAAAUUUAAUCAGGAAUUGAAAGUUACUCGAUGCGGCAAGAUUUCCUAAUUCGGGUUCUAUCAAAAGCAUAUCAACUGGUGGAAGAAAUUCGUUUACUUGACCACCUAUGUAUGAAGAUAGAACGAAAUACAUUUUAUUAGUAUAAUGAUAUUCGCGUAUGUAUUAUUAUAAAUCGAAUGAUUGAGCAAUUAUUUCUUUAAUUUUAACAAUUAAUGAUAUACCUGUAAAGUGUGCAAGAUCCAUUAGUUUGAAAAAUAUCGUUUCCUGUACUUGUUGUUCAGGAUUCUUUCCCAGAGUAUCCCACUGAUCCCGUUUAGCAGCUCGUGCCCAAGUUUGCAAUUUUAAAGAAACUUUUUCAUCUUCUUGUUCUACGUACUCGAGCAAGUCGAGAGCUUUCUUGAAGUCGUACUCGUUUGCAUCAAUGUUAUCUUCAGAUGUGUACAACUACACCAAUUACAAAACGUUCAACAUUUAUAUCAAACAUAUUACAUAUUUAUAUCAAAUCAAAUACAGUGCGUGUAACAGAAAGCAAUACCGUAAUUAAUUCUGUCGGUGUAAAUACACGUAAUUUCUCUACAUCGUAACCAUACGUCGUAAGUACUUGAGUUGGCAAUUCUUCCUGAUAAGCAACCAAUGCCAAUUCGUUAUCGAUAUUUUUUACAUGAUGUCUAUCUUUUUCCUUCAGUUCAUCUGAAGCGAGGAACGCCAAUUUUGCCAAAGAAAGCAUCGACUGUGAAAGUACGAGUAAUUCAUAAGUAAAAAAAUACUUGAACAGCUUAAAAAGACAGUAUUGUAGCAAGUGUUGUACUUUUUUACGUGUCACCAAUUCACUUUCCUGGAUUGC